CAUUUUCCAGCGAAUGAAACUAUAAAAUUCAAGCAAACCGAGUGCCAUUAAUGGCAGCAGGAUCUAUUCAGUACUUCGGGAAUUUCCGACGUAGUAUUUGAGAAAUAAACAACCAUCCCUUAUCGGGAGCAGAGACUGAAACGAACGUGUCUCUACUUCACCCUCGCCGGGGUGGGUCACUGAGGAUCGUCGAGCGUCCGGAGUAUAUAAGAAAAAUACUUAUACUUUUCAGUUUCAUUGCGCUGGAAGUCGUCGGCGUAAGCGGUUCGUGCGACCUACUCGGAUUUUAUUUCACAAUUUUUGACUUCCUGGCAGAGUUUCCUUGAGAUACGGAAUAUUGAGAUUAUUUUGGGAGAGUACCUAGCGGGAGACGAGGAUGUUGCGAAUAAGACAAGACCUGCUCAUACCUUCCCCCCCGCUGACACCCGGCGAUGAAGCCUCGAUGCCGCUGCUCACCGACCUCCUGGCCCGCAAUGCCCAGGACUUGAACGCACCGCCGGGCUUCGUGCUCUGCAUUCCGUGCUACUUGUGCAAGCAGCCCUUUAACGACAUAGAGAGCUUCAAGGCCCACCUCACCCAGCAUGCGGCGGAGAUCCACGCGUGGAAUACGGGGAGUGUCCAAAAAACGCAGCCUUACAUGCCACCUUACGAGUCAGUCCCGCGGAACCCACACCCGUAUCACUUGCCAGUUGCCUUUCCACCAACUCCCUCACCACCAAUGGGCCCGAUGACCUUGCCUCCCUGUGCGAUGCCGUCUCAGCAGGAACAGAUGCAACACCCGAUGCCGGUACUUACCCAGGUCCCCCUUCGAGCCAUGGACAUGAUGGUUGAGAGAGUAGCUCCAACCAUUCCACACCAUCACCACCUCCAUCCCUGCCCUCCGCCGUGGCUGCGGCAACCACUCCCCAAUCAGCCCUAUUUCCCUCCAGUGCCACCUCCAAUGGAGUACACGAUUCCAACGCCCAUGCACGCAGAGCCAAGUCAUUCACCAGAGCACCCGCCAAUCCUGACACCCCAAGCUGUUGAGCUUCAGGAAGAGGAGAUUUCCGUCGAUGUGGAAGCGCUGUCGGAUGCUGUGGAGAAACCCAAGCCCCCAGUCGUCCAAAUACUAAAGGACCUACUGAAGAAGAGCUCUGAUCAACCGGCAGCUCCCGAUCCUGGCGCCACAAAGCAACAGUUCGGGUGCGAGCUGUGCGGGAAGAAACUGAGCUCCCGCCAGGCUCUGAAGUACCAUUCGAGAGUGUUCCACCAGAUAGAGGACCUGCCCUCGGACCGGAUUGGCAGGAACGUGCAGAAGCUGUACAAAUGCACCGUCUGCAAGCGGCGCUACAAGCGGCAGUCCUUCCUCAAGCUGCACCUGAAGUACAGCCACGGGAUCAUCACCCCGCCCAAAGAGGCUGCGGAGCCGGAAAGUUCCACAGUGGAUUGUGAAGCACCACCCGCCGCGGAAAAGAGCGCCUCGCCCCCAGCCCACGAGCCUGGCCGCAAGGAGAUCUGGAGCACCAGACUGUACAACGCGGUGGCGGCGGCACAGUACCAGCCUGCCAGCGAGCCGGCGGCAAAGUACUUGAGUGCGCCACGUCAGCACCCAGCCAGAACCGAUUCCGGAGAUACUUCUGCGACGCAGCCGAAGCGAAUCUACCCGAUGCGAUCGCCGUUUUUCAAUCCCGAUCUCUGGCUAGAUCUUUAGCUGUGCUCUUAGAGGAGGAGCGGGAGUCCCAAGUACGCUCUAGAAGACUAUUCAAUAUUCCGACGGAAAAUCACUGGGUUGUGUAAGCAGCAAGACGCAAGGCGGCCGAGCUGGACAUUAAUUUUACGGUUAUUUAAAAAUAUAUUAAGGAAAUUCAAUACUCUUCCAAGACUGAAGAACGAGAAGGCCAUAAAAAUGUGGAGGAAUUACUUGAGACCAUUUUUACGGACUCAGCAGUUUGGAUUUCGUGUGAAAUAAGAACCAUAAGCGGAACAUUUCUGGAUACAAACAAAUUUUAACAAACUUAAGUGCUAAAGUGCUGGGGUGGGAUUGAAAACCCCGAUUUUGGAAAACGAAAAAUAAACGGAAAAUAAACGGCUGUUUUUUCAGCAAUCAUA
Messenger RNA from Drosophila ananassae, 2088 nucleotides. RefSeq names its product WAS/WASL-interacting protein family member 3 (gene Lime). Gene Ontology annotation, molecular function: DNA-binding transcription factor activity, RNA polymerase II-specific; RNA polymerase II transcription regulatory region sequence-specific DNA binding. Lineage: Eukaryota; Metazoa; Arthropoda; Insecta; Diptera; Drosophilidae. The transcript is spliced from 3 exons. Gene Ontology annotation, cellular component: nucleus. The record is from RefSeq and is a predicted model, not a curated record. Gene Ontology annotation, biological process: regulation of transcription by RNA polymerase II. The coding region runs from base 377 to 1690 and encodes 437 amino acids.